GUGUGUCUCAACAUGGGCCUGGAGCUCUAUCUGGACCUCCUGUCAGCAUCCUGCCGUGCUGUCUAUAUCUUUGUCAAGAAGAACAGCAUCCCCUUUGACUUCCAGUUUGUGGAUCUGCUGAAAGGUCACCACCACAGCAAGGAAUACAUAGAGAUCAACCCCCUGAAGAAGCUACCCAGCCUCAAAGAUGGAAGAUUUAUCUUAUCUGAAAGUGUGGCCAUCCUUUUCUACCUGUGCCGCAAGUACAGCACACCCUCGCACUGGUACCCACCAGACCUGCACACACGCGCCCGUGUGGAUGAAUUCAUGGCUUGGCAGCACACUGCCAUUCAGCUGCCCAUGAGCAGGAUCCUCUGGAUCAAGAUGCUGAUCCCAAGGAUCACAGGUGAGGAGGUUCCAGCCGAGAAGACAGAGCAGAUGUUGACAGAGGUGAGGACAAACAUGCAGCUCUUUGAGGAGAAGUUUCUGCAGGACAAGAUGUUCAUCACCGGGGAUCACAUCUCACUGGCUGACCUGGUGGCCCUGGUGGAGAUGAUGCAGCCCAUGGGAGGCAACUAUAACGUCUUCCUCAAUAGCUCCAGGUUAGCUGAGUGGCGCAUGAGGGUGGAGCUGGCCAUUGGCUCUGGCCUCUUCUGGGAGGCCCAUGACCGGCUGAUGAAGUUGGCAGAGUGGGACUGUUCAACACUGGAUCCGAUGGUCAAGGAGAAGAUCUGCGAGUUGCUGCAGAAGUUCAGAUAGAAGCAGAACUUCUGCAG
Nyctereutes procyonoides (raccoon dog) is the source of this 755-nucleotide messenger RNA. RefSeq names its product glutathione S-transferase theta-4. The record is from RefSeq and is a predicted model, not a curated record. The coding region runs from base 13 to 738 and encodes 241 amino acids. The transcript has 5 exons. Gene Ontology annotation, cellular component: cytoplasm. Lineage: Eukaryota; Metazoa; Chordata; Mammalia; Carnivora; Canidae. Gene Ontology annotation, molecular function: glutathione transferase activity. Gene Ontology annotation, biological process: glutathione metabolic process.